This is a messenger RNA of Moneuplotes crassus, 397 nucleotides long. The record is from the annotation of a GenBank genome assembly. Lineage: Eukaryota; Ciliophora; Spirotrichea; Euplotida; Euplotidae.
AUUUACCUAAAAUAGUACUAAAAUGGGCUGCUGCGUCAGUAACGAAGAGAAUGAGCCAGUGGGGUUAGCUAUCAUUCAAGAUUUACAACUUGGCAGUAAGAAGAAGGACAGGCAGGAUUACCAGUUUUUAGGGGAUGGAGCUGGAGCUGAAGUUGGGUCUAAGGGAGGCUUUGCAAGAGAUUGAGGGGAGAAUGAUGGUGGGCAGCAUUGUACUCCUGUUAGUGGUCAGACUCAUUUUGGGAAUGUUCAUAGUAGUGGACAUGGAGUGAGUUCGCAUGGGGGCAUUGUGAUGUUGUUUCUCAUGGAGGAGGCUUUGGAGGUGGAUGCGGAGGUGGUGGCUGCGGCGGCUGUGGCUGUGGAGGAUGAUAAAUUCAACAAAUACUCCUAUGCAACAUAA